AUGGCAGUCUACCACUCACUCAUAAUGUCACACAUCCGCUAUGCCAUUAUUGUGUGGGGUGGGUCGUGCCAGAAUUUGGAGAGGGUGUUCAAGCUCCAAAAAAAAACUGUUAGAGCGAUCAAAGGCGAACAGUGCGCAGUCAAGCGGCAGGGACGUAGUGACACUUUGCCACAGAGUUCGAUCUUGAGGCAGAGGAGUACGUGCCGCUACCGAAGGGCGACGUGCAAAGAAGAAGGAGGUGAUUCGGACGGGACCUUGCAUGACCUUGAUGUGGCCAAUGCGCGCCCGCAGGGAGGUCACGACAUUCUCUCCAUGAUGGGCCAACUCAUGAAGUCCAAGAAGACCGAGAUCACUGAUAAACUGCGUAAAGAGAUCAACAAGGUUGUGAACAAGUACAUAGACGAUGGCGUUGCUGAGCUGGUGCCCGGGGUGUUGUUCAUAGACGAGGUGCAUAUGUUGGACAUUGAGACGUUCACCUACCUGCACCGUGCGCUCGAGUCGGCCAUUGCACCCAUUGUCAUAUUCGCCACCAACAGGGGCCGGUCGCUUGUCAGGUAACUGCAUUGAUCGAAU
Molecule: messenger RNA, 573 nt
Organism: Nilaparvata lugens (brown planthopper)
Lineage: Eukaryota; Metazoa; Arthropoda; Insecta; Hemiptera; Delphacidae
Product: ruvB-like helicase 1
Exons: 4
Coding region: 1-558 (185 amino acids)
Biological process (GO): box C/D snoRNP assembly; regulation of transcription by RNA polymerase II; chromatin remodeling
Cellular component (GO): Swr1 complex; NuA4 histone acetyltransferase complex; R2TP complex
Molecular function (GO): ATP binding; DNA helicase activity
Source: RefSeq, a predicted model, not a curated record